This is a messenger RNA of Phytophthora infestans T30-4, 927 nucleotides long. Its product is annotated as glycoside hydrolase, putative. The transcript has a single exon. The record is from RefSeq and is a predicted model, not a curated record. Bases 1 to 927 code for a protein of 308 amino acids. Gene Ontology annotation, molecular function: 1,3-beta-glucanosyltransferase activity. Gene Ontology annotation, cellular component: cell wall. Gene Ontology annotation, biological process: cell wall (1->3)-beta-D-glucan biosynthetic process. Lineage: Eukaryota; Oomycota; Peronosporomycetes; Peronosporales; Peronosporaceae.
AUGUUGCAUCGACUGCUUCCUGUUGUCUUGGCCUCGCUACCUCUCACGUCAGCAUGGCUCGCUCCCAUCGUUUCCAAAGGCAACAAGCUCUUCGACUCGGAGACUGGUCUCGAAUUUCGCAGCAAAGGGAUGGCCUACUACCCCCGACCCAACAGUGGCGAAAUGGCAGACGUCGCUAACUACGACUGGGCUGCUGACGAGCACGAAGACGUGUGGAAACCUCAACUCGAGGUCAUGCAAGACCUCGGAGGGAACACGAUUCGUCUGUACUCCGUAGACCCCAGUGUGUCACACGACAAGUUCAUGUGCGCGUGUUCACAAGCAGGAAUCUACGUGUCUGUGGGCAUGGCUGCGCCUUGUGUAGGGUGCUCUGUGGCCGAUGUGGCCGCCCCCAAAUGCUACCCGGACGACAUGUUCACCCGCAUGCAAAUGGUGUACAACGCCUUCGCAGUGUACGACAACACUCUGCUCUUCAGUGUUGCCAACGAGCCCAACCUCAUCUCCGUAGACGGGGACUCAGGCGAAUCCGUCAUGCCCUGCAUUAAGGCCAUGAUUCGAGACAUCCGUGAGUAUGCUGACAGUUGUGUGGGAAGUCUGAGGGAAGUUCCGAUCGGCGUGGAGAUGGCGGAUAUUCCACCGAGAGCUCAAUGGCUGCAGUACUUUGACUGUAUGGCGAGUAAUGACAGCUCGAGCGGCAGUGGAGAUGCCUAUGAACGAGCGCAGUGGAUGGGAUUCAACCCGUACGUGGAGUGCGACCCUACUGAACACACAGAGUACUCGCAGUCGAAGGGAUUAGUGACGCUCAUGAAGGACUACAAGGACGCAGCGUACCCACGCCCCAUCAUGUUCGGCGAAUUCGGCUGCAACACGGGAGACAACACGAUGGACGGAUACGAGAACCAGCGCAACGUUCUACGAUGUCGGUAA